AUGUCCGCCAAAUCUAUCUCCGAGGCCGACGGCAAGGCUAUCAUCAACUACCACCUCACUCGCGCCCCAGUGAUCAAGCCCAGCCCUCUCCCCGCCUCUACUACACACAACGCCCCUCCUCGUCUCGCCUCCCUCUACUUCCCCGAUGACAAGACCGUCAAGGAUGUCCUUGACCAGGCUGAGGUCUCUUACCCGUGGCUCUUGGUCCCCGGCUCCAAGUUCGUCGCUAAGCCCGAUCAAUUGAUCAAGCGCCGCGGUAAGAGCGGUCUGCUCGCUCUGAACAAGACUUGGGCUGAGGCUCGCGAGUGGAUUGAGUCCCGCGCUACCAAGGAUGUCCAGGUUGAGACUGUCACUGGUGUCCUCCGCACUUUCCUCGUGGAGCCCUUCGUGCCCCACGAUGCUUCCACCGAGGCUUACAUUUGCAUUAACUCCGUCCGCGAGGGUGACUGGAUCCUCUUCUACCACGAGGGUGGUGUUGAUGUCGGUGAUGUCGACGCCAAGGCUGAGAAGCUGUUGGUUCCCGUUAACCUCAAGCAAUACCCCUCCAACGAGGAGAUCGCUGCCGGUCUGCUGAGCAAGGUCCCCAAGGGUGUCCACAAUGUCCUGGUUGACUUCAUCACCCGCCUCUACGCCGUCUACGUCGACUGCCAAUUCACCUACCUCGAGAUCAACCCCCUGGUCGUCAUCCCCAACGCUGACGCCACCUCCGCCGAUGUCCACUUCCUGGACCUGGCUGCCAAGAUUGAUCAGACCGCUGAGUUUGAGUGCGGUACCAAGUGGGCUAUUGCCCGCAGCCCCGCCGCUCUCGGCACCACCGCCGUCGCUACCACCGACGGCAAGGUCAGCAUCGAUGCUGGUCCCCCUCUCGAGUUCCCCGCUCCCUUCGGUCGUGAGAUGACCAAGGAGGAGAAGUUCAUCUCCGACAUGGACGCCAAGACUGGUGCCUCCCUCAAGCUCACUGUCCUCAACUCCAAGGGUCGCGUCUGGACCCUCGUUGCUGGUGGUGGUGCCUCCGUCGUCUACGCCGACGCCAUUGCUUCCGCUGGUUUCGUGAGCGAGUUGGCCAACUACGGAGAGUACUCCGGUGCCCCCAGUGAGGCCCAGUCCUUCCAGUACGCUCGCACCGUUCUGGACCUCAUGCUCCGUGCCCCCAUGCACCCCGAGGGCAAGGUUCUCUUCAUUGGUGGUGGUAUUGCCAACUUCACCAACGUUGCCAGCACCUUCAAGGGUCUCAUUCGCGCUAUCCGCGAGGUCCAGAUCUGGGUUCGUCGUGCCGGUCCCAACUACCAGGAGGGUCUCAAGAACAUCAAGUCCGUUGGUGUCGAGCUCGGCCUGGACAUGCACGUUUACGGUCCCGAGAUGCACGUUUCCGGUAUCGUUCCUCUCGCCCUCCAGGGCAAGAAGAGCGAUGUCAAGGAAUUCGGCGCAUAA
Messenger RNA from Penicillium brevicompactum, 1431 nucleotides. It is a transcript of the gene aclA, whose product is annotated as putative ATP citrate lyase subunit (Acl). NCBI's taxonomy places the organism in Eukaryota, Fungi, Ascomycota, Eurotiomycetes, Eurotiales, Aspergillaceae. The transcript has 3 exons. The coding region runs from base 1 to 1431 and encodes 476 amino acids. The record is from RefSeq and is a predicted model, not a curated record.